This is a messenger RNA of Paramecium tetraurelia, 3434 nucleotides long. RefSeq lists its product as uncharacterized. The record is from RefSeq and is a predicted model, not a curated record. NCBI's taxonomy places the organism in Eukaryota, Ciliophora, Oligohymenophorea, Peniculida, Parameciidae. The transcript is spliced from 4 exons.
AUGAAAAAGCAAUCAACUAAUAGUCAAAAUAGUUCAGUUGGGUUCAAUAGGACUUAGGUGUUUGAGUAAAAGGCUGAACAAUCCAACCCUUUUGAAAAAACACUUAAAUCAAUUACCACAGACAGAAAGGCUUUGAUUUAAAGUUUAUUAGAUGCAAAUGCAAAUUCAAAUUUGGAGCAACAUCCACACAAUCAAAGGGUCUUCACAAAAACUAUGACUGUAGAAGCCAAGGUAGAUGAAAUAAAAUUUGAUAACAUUCCAGGAGUGUUAUAACAGAAAAAAUUUAAUUAUGGUAAUGUGUAUAAAGAAAGAUCUAAAAAAAAUCCCUAUGUCAUCAUUUAAUCUUUGGUUAGACGAUUCUUAGCCAAGAAGUUAGUCAAUGAAAGAAAGAAAUAUUUUUAGAAAUUGCUCAAAGAAGAUUAAAAGAUUACUAUUGUGGACAAAUGGGUGAAUGAUGAAAAAAAUUGGGCUAAAUCUGUUAUCUCGAAGCUCAAGGUUUAACCAAAAUAGCAAAAUCAGGAAAGAAAAACCAUUUCUGGUUUGGAUAAAAACAACCCAUUUUAUCACACAUAGAUUGAGAUAAUGGGUGAAAUGGGUGUGUUAGAAAGAGAUGAUUUUAUAGAAAUCAAUCCCGCUACUGCAUUUGCUAAUCCAGCCAUUCCAAUCACAGAAGAUAUUAAAAUGAAAAAACCUCCUCUUACCAGACUCAGACCUAAAUCUGCCUAUUAGAGUUAGGUUAAACCUAAAAUUAUGCCAAUCCAAUUACCAAAUGAUAAUUGUCAAAUUUGGAAAGCAUUUUACAAGAAAAAAUACGGAAGAGAGAGUUUGCAUGAUCUUUCAAUGAAGGAAAUAAAAAUCACAGAUGACUAUAUCAAAAUAGAGAAUCAGGAAGCUGUUAAAGACAAGGCCAGAAUUAAUAAAGUAAAUAAAAUAUUGGAGAAAGAAGUGCCAAAAGAACUUAAAGUUUAGAAAUAAAAAUAAACUUCAUCCAAAAAGAAAUAAUUGGAAGACAGCAUAGAAGAUGAAGUUCAAAGUGAAUAAGUCUAAUCAGAAAUAGCUGAUGAAGUGGAGGAAGAGAUCCCAGAAGAAGAAGAUAUAGAAGAGGCAGUUGAAGAAGAUGGAGUUGUGGAAGAGAUUGAAGACAUCUAAUCAUCUCAAAUCAAGGAAGAAUCUAUAGUUUAAGAAUCCUCUGUAAUUAGAGAAUCUAUUCCAUCAGCUUAGAAGAGUUCAAAAAUCAUUAAGGAAUCCAUUCAAGAGGAUUAUGGAGAUGAUUUCGAGGUUGAAGAAUCACAAAAAAUUAAGACUCAAUAAUCUUAAUAUGAAGAUGAUCAAUUUGAUUCCUAUCAUAGUCAAAUGGAAGGUGAUGCUCAAAGAAGGAAGGCUACUCCAAAAUCUAUUAGUGACAAAGCCAUAAUCUCACCUUAAACAUUUGUACCUGAAAUCAAAUCAGUCCCUAUUGAAAUUGAACCAGGGUGGACUACCAAAAGAGCUAAUUUAGAGGCAGAAAUAUUACUGAAAAAUUACAAGGAAAAGUACUCUUAAUUAAGAGAAGUGGAAAUUAAGGAUGAAGAUUUUGAACCACUCAAAUAGGAACAUAGAGAUCUAAAAUUCAUUCAAUAAUAAGUUAACAAUCUAAUUUCCCACACUGGAGAAUUCUAUAAAGGUUGGAAAGAUGCUGUCAAUCCCUAACCUAGUUAAUCAGCUGACAAACUAUAUGCUUAAUUCCAAUAUGAAUUUUAAAGACUCUUAUCUAUGAAUAGUUUAGGAACAAGAUUCAGCAAAAUAUUAUAAUAAACAAUCGUUAAGGAUGUUCCUGUUGGCAAUGUUAAGAAUAUUAUGAGUGGAAUAGAUUAAUAAAUGUAAAUUGUUUAGCAAGUCUUAGAGAAUCUAUUAUUCUAAGUGCAAUAAAUCUUUGAUUUCAAAUCAACCAUGGAAGAAAUGAGAUUGUACAGAAAAGAAAUGGAUUAAAAAUUAUAGUGGUUACUAUUCAAAUAGGAUAAACUUAUUAAUAAUCAAUUAGGAAAAUAAUUAGAAGAAAGAGAUAGAGAUUUGAAAAAAUUCAUUGCAGCUUUAUUUGAAAAAUAAAGAUUGGAAUUCGGAUCAAGAAAACUAGCAGCUACUGUUGAUCCUCAUUCACUAUCUGAAGCACUUUUAAAGAACUAAGGUAUAUUGUCAUAUAAAUUUGAAUAAUCUGCAUAGUCCAAGAAGGAUUCAAGUGUUGGUAAGCAAAGAGAUAAAAGAAGUGCGAGGGAGGAAUCCUAUUACUAGGCAGACUUUGAAGGUGAAGAAUCUGAAAGGAUUAAGACUGAAAAGUCAGAUUAAAAUAUUUAUGAAUAAUCAUAUAAAAACAGUAUUUCAGAAGAUAGAGAGGUAGAUGACGGAUCAUAAUAAUCAGAUAUAGAUUGGUAGACAGAUAUUAAUGUGUUUGAAAAUACUCAGAAUUCUUUUGUUGAUAAGAAAGAUUUAGAUGUUUAAUAGAUUGUUGAGUACCUUUAAGAACAAUUGCUAAAGGAAAUUUUGGAGGAUCCAUUUCCAGUUAGAGGUCAAUUACAAAAUUCUCAAGUUAAAAAUGAGUCCAAUAUAUCUUCAUAAUAUAGUCAAUCUUUUGAGGAGGAAUCAUUAUCAGCUUCUAAAGAAGUAGUCCCAGAACCAAAAUAGCCUCCUCCUCUUACAGUAAAGCCUAUUCAAACUAAAGAAAAAGUAGAUGAUUUUGGCAUGGGCAAGUCUGCUAUAAAUAGAGAUGAGUUAUCAAGAGAAUUUGAUUUGACUGAUAAUUCUUAGUUUCCUGAAUAAUCCGAAAAUAAAGAGGAAGGUAAGGAAAUUAAGUUGGUUGCAGAUUUUAGAUAUUAAAAUUUUGUAAAAUAAAUUCUUGAUAAGUAUGGUAAGAUGCUUGAAGGAAAAGAAAAGCAAGUAUUGACUAAAUUCCAAUCAAUUAUGAAAAAAUACAAAAAUGAUAAAACCUAACCAUUAGGAUAUUUGUUAUCUACAGAGUUUAAGUUCAUAGAUAAAAAAUAGGUGAAUGAAGAGUAGGGAUUCUAAAUUGUGCAAUCUUUGGAGGAACAAUUAUGUGAAUAAUUUUUAAAAGAAUACAAUGAUGGCUCAAAGUUGGAUAUCAAAAGUGCACUAGAAUAAGCCAAGGUUGUAGUUCUGAAGAUAACAGAAAAAAGAAUCCCAGUAGAUGCUUUUAGCUCUUCCUACAAUCUAAAUCAAAUUUAUAAUCAUGCUUAGAGAAAACCCCCUGCAAAAGAAUGUCCUCUCAAUUAGGAAUUGGCUGAUGUCUACAUCAAUGAGGAGAUGGAUAAAUUUGGCAAUGAAGCUACUGAAUUCAUUCUAAAACAAAUAGCUAGGACUACGAUGGCCGACUUUGAUAAAAUUCUACUAAAGAAAAAGAAGUGAGGCCUAUUUUAAAAUUAGAAUUUUCAUAAUAAUUUGUA